AUGGUGUCGGUUCACACUCGAUGGCUGAUAGGCGAUGGCCGCAGUAUUGACGUGACCAGGGACUCAUGGGUUGAUGGCCUCCCCCUGUGCCGUUGGCCGACUACUGUUAGUGUUGAGGCUGGGGAGGGUUUACAGGUCUGUGAUCUUAUGACUCCCGGGGAGGCUGGAUGGGACAAGACUCGGUUAGCCCGCUUCUUCGGGGAGCAUCUGGCGGAGCGGAUUCGCUCCCUCCCUCUGCCACAGAGUGGUGGACCAGAUGUACGAGUGUGGAGCUCCUCGACCAGUCCCAGAGUCAGGAUGAGCGUCCUUUCCCGCAUUCUUAGGCGGGAGUAUGUACCUGGUCCUGACUGUGCCUGGAUCUGGCGAUUGGGCCUUCUCCCGAGGGUUGCGCUGUUCCUCUGGAAGGUGGUCUGGGAUCGUCUUCCAACGAGAGCAGUACUUGGUGGACGAGGAUUGAGGAUCCCCCUGGAGUGUGGGGUGUGCGGUGUGGCCGAGACGGUCGACCAUACUUUGUUUCGGUGCUCUAGGGCGAGGGAUACUUGGCGUUUGGCUGGGGUUCCGCAGCCGGUAUGGUUCUGUAGGGACCAGUUCUUACAGGCCAUGCGCCUGGCCUCGGAGUCUCCGGCGCUUCGUCAGGAGGUGACUCGAGUGAGCUGCACUGCCUACCAGAUCUGGUUGGCUAGGAACGCUCGUAUUUUUGGUGAACGAUGUAUGCCGCCGAGAUUUGUGGCCGAGAGCGCCCGGAGUCAGGCGGCAGAGAUGUGUCAUGCCUCCUCCACUGGAGGGACCUUGACAGCUCGGGACAUCUGGGGCCCCCACCUUGCUUCGGCAGCAUCUCACACGGUGUUUUUCACCUAG
Phoenix dactylifera (date palm) is the source of this 858-nucleotide messenger RNA. NCBI's taxonomy places the organism in Eukaryota, Viridiplantae, Streptophyta, Magnoliopsida, Arecales, Arecaceae. The record is from RefSeq and is a predicted model, not a curated record.